GUUUGGUCACCUGUCUCGUGCUAUUUACUAAUCAGCUGCGCUCAGGUGUUGGAGAAAGGUAAAGAUCAGAGUCGUGCUCCUCCGUCUGUGGCUCAGGGUCUCCACUGGCUCCUGUUUUCUUAGGAGAGGCUUUGUUUGAAGCUUUUUCUACCUCAUUGUGUCUCAGCAGAAAUAAGACUUGCCACCACAGAAGAAAAGGAGCUCCUGCUCACUUUGACCACAUUAAGUUCCCGUCAUCUUUGAAGACCUUUUCCAGCGCCUGUUUCCUUCUUUAUCUUGGCUCUCUGUGCUGAAUCCAGAGAGCGGGACAGACUUUUUGAUAUCAUGUCUCAGAAGACGCAGGCUGACGGCACUCAGAAACACUUCACUGUGGGUCGGGGGCUCUUGGCCGCUGCAGAAACCUUGAACUUCAACAUGAAUGAGCAGCGUCCCAACAGACUGGUGGGGAUGGGCAUGGAGGGCCAGGACAGCAAUGGGCAGAUGCCCCAAUGUGGCGGCAGCACUAGCAAUCUUGGCAGCACCAUGAAGCUGUUUGUCAGUUUGGGGUUGUCGCCCUCUGACCUGGACGCUCUGGCUGAAAUCCCUGAAGAGGAGAUCAGUGUGGAGACGCUGCCACACAUCCUCAGACAGCUGAAGAGUCGCAAGGGGGAAGCAGGAGAGCGGCGGGCGGCCAUGUCCUCUGAUGCUGCGUAUCGAGGAGGAAGCUGGGAAGAGGGGCACGUGGGGAGGAUGGGCGGUUCUUCUCUGGGACAAGGUUCAGCCAAGUCCUCCACAGACUUUGGGUACAGCUCCCUGCAGGACGUCUCCUCCGGCCGGGGCUACGGCUUAAAUUACAGCGGUGGAGGUGGGAGCAGAGAGAGGCCAUACUCUGAGCUUUCCCACCGCAGUGGGCUCGGCAUGGGCCCGUCUGAGCCCGUCUUUAUGCAGAGGAGGAUGGGCUCCCCGUCAAACGGAAAAGUCCAAGACUUCUUGGGAAUCAUGCCCCUCAUGUUCCCCCACGUGUGCUCUCUUUGUGACUUUGACGUUCAUUCCACCAUGGAGUGGAACCAACACGUUAAUGGACUCCGCCAUGCUGAAAACAGACGGCAGCUACUGGACAUGUAUCCAGAGUGGGACCCUGGUAUGGGCCCAGGCAGAGGUGGUCGUCCCUGGGAGACCCCCAACCUGUCUGCAGGACUGCUGGGACCAGCCCCCAUGUCUUCAGGACCAAUGGCAGGGAUGUCCUCGAGCUGGGGUGGAGGAGUAGGUGGAGGACGUGGUUCCGGUCCAUUGGGACAGAAUAAGCUGAGGAGCAGGGUGGUGGUGGUAAAAUAUGAAAGGAAGCCUCUCAGCGACAAGACCCUGUUCGCCCUCGCCGAGCGCUUCGGCUGCCUGAGGGAGCACCUCAUCCUCAAGAACAAGGCUUUUCUGGAGAUGAGCACACAUGAAGAAGCUCUGGACGUGGUGAACUACUACCAGCAGCAUCCACCGUCGUCGUACGGCAAACACGUCACCUUCUACCUGUCCCAGACCCUCAUGUUCAUUGAGAAAGACGAGCGACCGAUGGAUCGACUGAUGGACCGACCGACAAAGCGGCCGGUGGACCGACCAGGGGACCAACCGAUGACCCGGCGGGUGGAGCGGCCGAUAGACAAACAUGAGAAAGAGGUCAAAAGUCAAGGCAGCAAGGUGGUCUUCUUCUACCACCUGCCCCGAGAGGACGAGAAGAAACAGGAGCUGCUGACCCUCGCCGAACGCUUCGGUGUGGUUGAGAAACACCUCUUCUUAAGCGACCGGGCGUUUAUUCAGCUGGCAACUGUGGAGGACGCAGAGACGCUGGUGAAGCAUUACACCCAGAACCCCCUCGUCUUCAAUGGGAGAAUAGUCCGUCUCAACAUCUGUACCAAAUACAAAACCCUCAAUGUGAAGCACAAACAGGGCGGAGGAGACGGUUUGAGCCAGAAGAAUGGCAGAGCCGAGUCCUCCAACUCCAAAACCUCCUCAUCCAGCUCCAGGAGCAGACAGGAAAAGAAGGAAGAGGAGGAGAAGGACAAAGUGAAGAUGGUAACAGAGGAGGAGGACGAGGAUGAGGAAGUGUCAGGAGUGAUGGAAGGAAGGGAGGACGGAGAAGAGGAGCAGGCACCUGAUGGCGAGGAGGAGGAGGAGGAGCAGGCACCUGAUGGCGAGGAGGAGGAGGAGGAGCAGGCACCUGAUGGCGAGGAGGAGGAGGAGCAGGUACCUGAUGGCAAGGAGAAGGAGGACGAGCCUAAGGGAGCAGAGUCUGUGAAGGAGAUGGUAGAGGAGUUUGAGGAUGCUCGACAGGAGGAGGAGGAGAAGAAAGAGGAGGAGAAGGUUACCGAUGAUGUCACUAAUGACACACCUGGAGACACAGGUGAGGUCAAGCAGGAGGUGGAGUCAGAGCCACAAACGGAAGCGGCACAAGCAGAAACCUUGGCCGAGGAGCACAAGGGCAAAGGGGAGAUGAACAUGGAGGCGGCAGAGAGCUCGGAGGCGCCAGAGGCAGCGGAGGGAGAUCUACCCGAAGAAGAGCAGGACUUCCCAGAGAACAUGGAGGACUUUGUGACGCUGGACGAGCUGGAGGAAGACAACGACGAAGCCCACGGAGAGUCGGACAAUAUCGACAACACGAGGCGAGGGGGUAUGAGGGUGGUGAACAUCGUCGGCUUCAGGCGAGGGUACCAGUACCUCAACGAGCUGCUGAAACUCGCCCAGCCUUUCGGGAAGGUGGUCAAACACCUGGUGCUGGACCUGAGACCCGAGGCGUUCCUUCAGUUCGCCACGGAAGAAGAAGCACGGGCAAUGGCCAACUUCUACAACGGGAACAUCACGGCAUCAGUGUGCGGGCGGACGGUGAAGAUCAGUCACUCCAUGAGCUACCCCACCAUCCAGUCCGGUUCCAGCAAGGUGGUGUACAUCGGGCAGAUCCCCAACAGCAAAUACACGGACGAGGAGGUCCUGAAGCUCGCCGAGCCAUACGGGAGGGUCAAGAAGUACUUCCUGAACAGGAUCCGGAGAGAGUGUUUCCUCGAGAUGUACAAUGCCAAGGACGCAGAGAAGAUGGCUGCCGAUUAUAAAACGAAGCCACUGAGAUUCAGCGGGAAGCUCCUGACCCUCUACGUGAGCAGGAAGUACAAGCAGCUCAAACACGGCCAUAGAGUGCCGAGCACCAAGAAGAGAGCGAGCGAGAGCCCGCCACUAAAAUCCUCCCAUGACAGCGAGGAGCCUCCAGGGAAGAAGCCCAAAGAGGAGGUCAAACCAGAGGAAGAGGAGAAAAAGGAGGAGGAAGUGCAGAGCUGUGAAGUCAGUGGUGAAGAGACGGUGAUGGACGAAAAUUCGGGUGCUGAGAAGCUGAAGGACAGCGAGGACAUGGAGACAUCAACUAAUCAGAAUGAGCAGACAGAGGCUGUUCCUGUCGCUGCGAACAAAGCCAGCGCAGCGUCUCUGCCCCUGCCGCUGUACGAUCCCACCACACCCAUCGGUGUUGAACAUGUGAAGGCGGGGUUUUACUGCCGCAUCUGUUUCCUGUUUUACUCCAAUGAAGACACGGCGAAGAAGAUGCACUGCAGCAGCCAAGCUCACUACAACAAGCUGCAGAAAAACCUGGAGAAGGAGCAGAGCAAAGCAGAGAAGAAGAGGCUCGCUGUAAUCUCGCCUCUUGUCGAUGUUUUCGUGGACUCAGAGUUUCUCUUCCUCAGUGAGGAGGUCUCCAUCACUCUGUUUGCAUCAGGUCAUGUUCAUCCUGCUGGGCUGAGACCUUUUCCAGCGCCUGUUUCCUUCUUUAUCUUGGCUCUCUGUGCUGAAUCCAGAGAGCGGGACAGACUUUUUGAUAUCAUGUCUCAGAAGACGCAGGCUGACGGCGCUCAGAAACACUUCGCUGUGGGUCGGGGGCUCCUGGCUGCUGCAGAAACCUUGAACUUCAACAUGAAUGAGCAGCGUCCCAACAGACCAAUGGGGGUGGGUGUGGGCAUGGGCAUGGAGGGCCAGGACGGCAGCGGGCAGAUGCCCCGACGUGGCAGCGGCGGUGGCGGCAGCACCAGCAAUCUUGGCAGCACCAUGAAGCUGUUUGCCAGUUUGGGGCUGUCGCCCUCUGACCUGGACGCUCUGGCUGAAAUCCCUGAGGAGGAGAUCAGUGUGGAGACGCUGCCACACAUCCUCAGACAGCUGAAGAGUCGCAAGGGGGAAGCAGGAGAGCGGCGGGCGGCCAUGUCCUCUGAUGCUGCGUAUCGAGGAGGAAGCUGGGAAGAGGGGCAUGUGGGGAGGAUGGGCGGUUCUUCUCUGGGACAAGGUUCAGCCAAGUCCUCCACAGACUUUGGGUACAGCUCCCUGCAGGACGUCUCCUCCGGCCGGGGCUACGGCUUAAAUUACAGCGGUGGAGGUGGGAGCAGAGAGAGGCCAUACUCUGAGCUUUCCCACCGCAGUGGGCUCGGCAUGGGCCCGUCUGAGCCCGUCUUUAUGCAGAGGAGGAUGGGCUCCCCGUCAAACGGAAAAGUCCAAGACUUCUUGGGAGUCAUGCCCCCCAUGUUCCCCCACGUGUGCUCUCUUUGUGACUUUGACGUUCAUUCCACCAUGGAGUGGAAUCAACACAUUAAUGGACUCCGCCAUGCUGAAAACAGACGGCAGCUUCUUGACAUGUAUCCUGAGUGGGAACCCGGUAUGGGCUCAGGCAGAGGUGGAGGUCUCUCAGAGACCCCCAACCUGUCUGCAGGGCUGCUGGGUCCCGCCCCCAUGUCUUCAGGACCAAUGGGAGGGAUGUCCUCGAGCUGGGGUGGAGGUGGAGGUGGAGGUCCUGGACAGCUGGGUCUGAAUAAGCUGAGGAGCAGGGUGGUGGUGGUGAAAUACGACAGGAAGCCUCUCAGCAACAAGACCCUGUUCGCCUUCGCUGAGCGCUUCGGCUGCCUGAGGGAGCACCUCAUCCUCAAGAACAAGGCUUUUCUGGAGAUGAGCACUCAUGAAGAAGCUCUGGACGUGGUGAACUACUACAAACAGCACCCGGCAUCUCUGUACGGCAAAUCCAUCUCCUUCUACCUGUCCCAGACCCUCAUGUUCAUCGAGAAAGACGAACGUUCGAUGGACCGACCGAUGGAUCGACUGAUGGACAGACCUGUGAGGGAGGUCAAAGGUCAAGCCAGCAAGGUAGUUUUUUUCUCCAACCUGCCUCGCGAGGAUGAGAAGAAGAAGGAGCUGCUGACCAUUGCUGAGCGCUUUGGCGUUGUGGAGAAACACCUCUUCUUAACAGACCAGGCAUUUAUCCAGCUGGGAACUGCAGAGGACGCAGAGAUGCUGGUGAAGUAUUACACUGUGAACCCCCUCACCAUUCGAGGAAGACGGAUCCGCCUCAAUGUCUGCACCAAGUACAAAACCCUCAAUGUGAACGCAAGGAAGGGUGGAGGAGACGCUUCGAGCAGGAAGAGUGGCAAAGCCAACUCCACCUCCUCAGGCACCGGAACCAGGACCUCCUCCAAAACCACCUCAUCCAAAUCAUCCACCUCCAGGUCCAAAGAAGACAAGAAGAGGGAGGAGAAGGAGGAGGAGAAGAAGAAGGAGGAAGAGAAAGAGGAGAAGAAAGUGAAGGCAGAGCCAGAGGAGGAGGAAGAGGAGGAGGAGAAGGAAGUCUCAGGAGUGAUGGAAGGAGGGGAGGAUGGGGAGGAGGAGGAGCAGGCAGCAACUGAUGGAGAUGGGGAGGAGCCAGAGGGAACAGAGUCUGUGAAUUUGACGGUAGAGGAGUCUGAGGAUGCUCGACAGGAGGAGGAGGAGGAGGAGGAGAAGAAAGAGGAGGACAAGGUUACUGAUGAUGUCACUGAUGACACACCUGGAGACACGGGUGAGGUCAAGCAGGAGGCGGAGUCAGAGCCACAAACGGAAGCGGCAGAAACAGAAACUUCGGCCGAGGAGCACGAGAGCAAAGAGGAGGCGAACAUGGAGGCGGCAGAGAGCUCGGAGGCGCCCGAGGCAGCGGAGGGAGAUCUACCCGAAGAAGAGCAGGACUUCCCAGAGAACAUGGAGGACUUUGUGACGCUGGACGAGCUGGAGGAAGACAACGACGAAGCCCACGGAGAGUCGGACAAUAUCGACAACACGAGGCGAGGGGGUAUGAGGGUGGUGAACAUCGUCGGCUUCAGGCGAGGGUACCAGUACCUCAACGAGCUGCUGAAACUUGCCCAGCCUUUCGGGAAGGUGGUCAAACACCUGGUGCUGGACCUGAGACCCGAGGCGUUCCUUCAGUUCGCCACCGAAGAAGAAGCACGGGCGAUGGCCAACUUCUACAACGGGAACAUCACCGCGUCGGUGUGCGGGCGGCCGGUGAGGAUCAGUCACUCCAUGAGCUACCCCACCAUCCAGUCCGGUUCCAGCAAGGUGGUGUACAUCGGUCAGCUCCCCAACAGCAAAUACACAGACGAGGAAAUCCUGAAGUUCGCCGAGCCAUUUGGGAAGGUCAAAAAGUACUUCCUGAACAGGAUCCGGAGAGAGUGUUUCCUCGAGAUGUACAAUGCCGAGGACGCCGAGAAGAUGGCUGCCGAUUAUAAAGCGAAGCCGCCAAAGUUAAACGGGAAGCGCCUGACAAUCUACGUGAGCAGGAAGUACAAGCAACUGAAACACGGCCAUCGAACGCCGAGCACCGUGAAGAGAGCGAGUGACGACUCGCCACAAAAGUUCUCGAAAGAUGCCGAGGAGCCACCGGCCAAGAAACCUAAAGAGGAGGCCCAAACAGAGGUGGAGGAGGAGAAAAAGGAGGAUGUGGAGAAUCAGAAGGAGGAGGAGAAGCAGCAGGAGGAGGAAAUGGAGACCCCUGAUGUGAGCGAAGAGACGGCGGUGGAAGAAAAGUCGGCUGCGGAGAAAGUUCCUGAAGUUUCUGCUGAGAGGAGCGGCGAGGACGAGAAACAGGAGGAGCUGGUGGAGCAGAUGGAGACAUCGACCAAUCAGAGCGGGGAGACCGAGGCUGCUGCUCCUGCUGAGAACAAACCCAGUGUGGCAUCUAUGCCGCUGCCACCGUACGACCCCAACACGCCAAUCGGUGUCGAACAUGUGAAAGCAGGGUUUUACUGCCGCAUCUGUUUCCUGUUUUACUCCAACGAAGACACAGCAAAGAAGACGCACUGCAGCAGCCAGGCGCACUACGACAAGCUCCAGAAAUACCUGGAGAAGGAGCAGAGCAAAGUGGAGAAGAAGGUGAAGACGACAACGCCGUGAGAACACCCGAAACUGAGGAAGAAGUGUGAAUGUUGGACUUUUUAAAAA
Pelmatolapia mariae (spotted tilapia) is the source of this 7236-nucleotide messenger RNA. RefSeq lists its product as uncharacterized. The transcript is spliced from 44 exons. The record is from RefSeq and is a predicted model, not a curated record. Lineage: Eukaryota; Metazoa; Chordata; Actinopteri; Cichliformes; Cichlidae. The coding region runs from base 325 to 7188 and encodes 2287 amino acids. Gene Ontology annotation, cellular component: nucleus. Gene Ontology annotation, molecular function: RNA binding; zinc ion binding.